GCAGGGCAAUGCUGCUUCAGCAAUUCUAGUUUUCAGUAAAUAUUGCACUGGGGACAAUCUAAGGGAUCACUUGGAUGGGAGUAAGGAGUUGUCUUAUAGUAUCAAAGGAAAUCCAUGGUCGGAGGGUUGAUACUCUUUCAGAGGCAUGGGAAGAACUUUGGAGAAACGAAGAGCGGGAUUUUUCCCCUUACCUGAAAAUUCUCAUGUCCCCUGCGUUUAAAGCUGCUGCUGCUGCUGCUCAACUUGACCCAAAUGUUACUCGGUAUUAUGCAGAAAAGAAAAUGGAAAAGGCUAUGCCUUGUCGCGUGCUGUGUUUGUGUGUUGAUGAGUUGACGAAAUUACUUGUUCCCGAGAUUGGUUCGGUUGUUCAUACACUGAUUCCAUUUUUGAGAUGGGGUCAAGAUCCAACUGUGCUUCCAUUUGCGGAAUGUUAUUCUGCCAAAGCAAUUAGAAUGGCUGCUGCUUCAGCCAUGCCAAAGAUACUGAAUUCAGCUAGAGAAGUUGUAGAAAGCAGCGACCCAGAGGACUAUGAUCACGCUAUGCAAUACGUCGAGGAGUUAUCUGAUAGGGUCAUACGUGCUUUAAACGAAGCUUCAGAUGUGGAACCUGAUGAGAAUGUUCGUUAUGACAUAUUGGAUGCUUUGAAUGACUGCAUACAGUAGUUAGAAAAACAUUAAAAGAAAAAAUGUGUGGCGGGGGUGGAGGCAGCAUGGUGAGGCAUCGAAGUAGAUUGUCUCUCCUCUCUCUAUUCUUCAUCAAAGUAGCCAAGCCAUCGAAGUAGUCAAGCCAUCAUAGCAACCAAACUAGUCGUUGCAUCUGGAUCUGGAUCUACAGCUGCGCUGCCUUCUUCUUCCUUCUCCAGCGCUGCCUUCUCUUGGGUGUUUGAAGCUUGAAUUAGUGAAUGAUGGUGUAAACUUUGCAUUAUAAUAUUA
Messenger RNA from Ilex paraguariensis (yerba mate), 932 nucleotides. Lineage: Eukaryota; Viridiplantae; Streptophyta; Magnoliopsida; Aquifoliales; Aquifoliaceae. The record is from the annotation of a GenBank genome assembly.